Messenger RNA from Chelonoidis abingdonii (Abingdon island giant tortoise), 1604 nucleotides. It is a transcript of the gene TSPO2, whose product is annotated as translocator protein 2. Gene Ontology annotation, cellular component: mitochondrial outer membrane. The record is from RefSeq and is a predicted model, not a curated record. NCBI's taxonomy places the organism in Eukaryota, Metazoa, Chordata, Testudines, Testudinidae.
GUGAAUUAGACAGGUUGGAUCCGCCCUCUGCAGACAGUUACACAAACACCACUAAAGGGAUCUUCAGUAAUUCUUCUAGACUACAGGCUCCACAAACACGUCCCUUUCUCUGCUACUUCAAGGUAACUCAGAUGACAAUUUCUUUACUGUGUAGAAGCAGGAACAGAGCCAGAGGCUGGCCUCAGAAAUCUGUUUGCUUCUUGGGUUUUCCUGGUGAAGCGGGGAAAUCAACUGGGAGAAGCCACAAAAGGUCAGGACCAACGACCCAAAGUCCAGUUCAAUCCAAUAAGGAAGGAUGUGGGCUCAUGCUGUUGGGUUCUCUGCCUUGCCUCAUAUCGGGGGAUUUCUUGGCUGGUUCUUGACAUGGAAGGAAGUGCCUACUUGGUUCGAAAGCCUGAAGAAACCCUCUUGGCAUCCACCCAACAAAAUGUUCCCCAUAAUGUGGACUACCCUGUACACAGGCAUGGGUUACGCUUCAUACUUGGUGUGGAAUGACUUAGGGGGCUUCAACAGCAAAGCCGUCAUCCCGCUGGGCCUCUAUGGGGCUCAGCUUGCCUUGAACUGGGCUUGGACUCCCCUAUUCUUUGGCGCUCAUAAGCUAAAACUGGCUCUGGUGGACAUCAUGUGCCUAUAUGGCCUGGUGCUUGGCACCAUGUACUCUUGGUACCCCAUUAACAAGACGGCGACAAUGCUAAUGGUGCCUUACCUGGCCUGGCUGACCUUGGCUUCUUCUCUCACCUUCUGCAUCUGGAGGGACAAUCCUGAGGAGGAAAAAGGAAAGAGUGACUAAGACAAAAAGAGGAGCUGGUGAAAUAAGGUCAUUCUAUGACACCAACCCAUCCUGAUGUGAUGUGGUGAACCAAGAGCUGACAGCCUGGAGGUGGUUAAUUUUAUUAAGAUGGGCACCUGAACAUACAUCUUAUUUGCAUAGGGCAGAUAGGGAAAAGUUUGCACAAUGCAAUGGGAUGUCCCUUUAAGGCUACCAUAUACCUUUAACCUGAGAACCCCUGCCUCUCUUUUUCUUCAACAGUGCUGGGGUUUGGGGGUUACAGCUCUAUGGUGGCCUUAAAGGGACACUAACAGCUUAAAUCUCAUAGGCCAAUUUCUGCUCUGUUAUGCCACUAUAAAUUCAGAGUCACUCCACUGAAGACAAUGGAGUUAUUCUGGAUUUAUAUCAGUGCAACUGAGAUCAGAAUUUGCUCGCAUACAUUAAAAAAAAUUCUCACUUGUGUGACGAAAAACACCUGAGAUGAUUAAAACAGGACAAUUUUUACAAACGUAAUGGCUUUUUGCCAUUUCUGCUGUUUAAUUUUUGCAUAAGACUCAGUUUGGACUUUUUACCAUUAGCCAUUAACUUCUCACCAUCUAGCCUGCUUGCUCAUUAAUUGCCAUUCUCUCUGCCUGUAAAAUGAAAAUGGUCAGGUUCAUUUUCUGCUUUUAGUCUAUUUGUGCUUCUUGGUUUUCAUGCCCCUGUACAAUGCUGCAAUGACUGGAGUGCAAAUAACUAUACUGAAGGGAAAUGUUUAUAUGUUCCACCUCCAAAAUACCCUCCCCACAAACCCUCCCCCCUCUGCAUUCACUGAAAUAAAACAUCCCACAAAACA